UAAUGGCCUAGACAUUGAGUAGGGGAAGGCUAUGUAAUCGUUAAAUGUUACCUUUGUUAGACCUUGGCAACUACAGUACGGUGAACUCUUGUGUGGUCGAUAUUCGCCACCGGCAACGCCAGUAUACACAUACACCAUUACCAUGACUACUGGAACCAAACAUUGCAAAUUGAACGUAGCCUGAGUGAAAUACACCCUGCAUUGCGCACUAUGUGGUCCACCAGGAAAGACGUAUUAAAUAACUAAAUCUCACAAUUAUACUUUGUCUUAACUGUAUUUAUAAUAAUCCUAUAAAUCAAUUAAUACACAAUUAUGAAAAUGACUGGAUCUCGUGCAUAUACAAGGCCAACGCCUGUGCCGAAAAUGCCGCCAGGAUUAGUGGAGUUGAUGGAAGGCAUGACAAAGGAAGUUCUCAGAUGUAAUACAACCAACGUUUAUGAAUUUUGUGCCGCGCAUAUGCAAAAACUGCUGGAAAUAAGGGAUGGACCCACUGGAAAACGGACUUUAAAUUUGGAACAAAAAAUAUCAAAGGCUCAAGCUAUAAUCAAACAGCGUGCUCAAGAUCGGCAGCGAAAAUAUGACAAGGAAAUGCAAUUGUUAAGCAAAAUAGAUGACAAAGAUAAUAAACUACCGCCGCAAUCUACUUUAAUUAAAGCGCCGGUUACUCACGAAUUAUUUUCUAAUCGCCUUGACGAAAUCGAAAUAUCUCAUAAUUCUCUCGCAAAUCCAUUUAAUUGUGAAGAAAAUAAUGAAAUUAUAAAAUCCGAAGAAUUAUUUCCCGUCACAAAGGAAGCAACAAUAUCAGUUGAUCAGAAUGUAAAUCAAACAAUAAAUGAAUUAGAAAGUAAUAGCACUGCAAUCGAUAUAAAAAAAAUUGAGUCUAACCUAGACAAAAGUUUUGAUGUUCUACCCGCUACACUAACCAAUGCAUCUGAAUGCAUAAAUAUUUCUGGAUCUCACGACAGCAGUAAAGUAUUUAAAAUUCCAGGACUUUCUAAAAAUGUAGAAGAAAAAAACAAUAACAAUAUGGCAGUGAAUGAAGCUGAGGUAGAAUAUAUUCCACCGGCAGUUGAAACGCCCGAGAAAAAUGAGAUAAGAGAAAAUAAUGUGGGGAUACCGCCCAUAACUCAAAAUAUUAAGUCAUAUUCGUCACAAUAUUCAAUAGACAAUAAAGAAAUUAAACUUGAUGAAAAUAAAAGCAAUAUCAAGGAUAUUAAAAUAAAAGAAGAAACGGAAAAUAAUAUUUCUGUUAUCUCAGAAGUUGAUUUAUUUGAUGACAAGAUAUCUAAAAUACCUGCCAAUAGACAAUCCGUACCUGAAGAUAACCUUACCAACGGUAUGAUUACAGUAGAAGCUACGUAUAAUCUUACUAAAAAUGAUAAUAUAUCAACGUCCAUGUCUAAGAAUAAUGAAAAUGAUUUUGGGACUUCUAUAAAUUACGCUGAUGAUAAUAUUAAAUCACAUGUUACAGAAAACCACAAAGUAGAAAUUGAUAAUAACCUAACUGGUGUCACUGAUGUCGCUAGUUCUACAUUUGAUAUUGCAACUAACUUAAACCAAAAGAAUUCUGAAUUGCAAUUUUUGAAUAAAGGUAAUGUAAAGAGGACUGAACAAGAUGAUGAAAAUCAUGGAGAAUCUGAAAUUGACGAAUAUAAUAAGCAUUCAUAUUUGAGCAGUAAUAGUAUACAUCCAGCAACAGAUAUUUCUCCUGAAAACCCUACAGGAAUUGUCUCAAGCGAUGAUCGUGGAACAAAUAACAUGGACCUCGAAACUGCAGCUAUUACAAUUCAAAAAGUUUUUCGUUCAUUUCUCUUUAAAAGCAGAGCUUCUAAUGAUGAUACUAGUUCUAUAGACGAAGAUAAUAAGGAAGCAAAUGGUUAUUCUAGUUCCAAUUCGACAAAGGAAAGAAGAUCGUUGGGUAUAACUAGAAUGGACACCAUGCUACAAACAGUUAACGAAGAGAAAUCUUUAUCUUUAUCUACUGAUGAUUCUUCCACACUAUCCAGUGCGGCUACUAUAAUACAAGCGCAUAUCCGGGGCUUUUUAGUGAGAAACAAACUAAACUCGAACAAAACUACUUCUACAAAUUCGAUAUUGAACUCUGAUGAUCCAGUUACGUCAUCGCCUGACAAUGAAACUAAUCAGAAUCAAAACAAUAAUAGAACUGUGCUUAAUAUACAUAUUGUGCCUGAAGGCAAUAUGCCAUCGUUAAGUCAUGAUGAAAGUAUUGUAACAUCCAUGGAUAUGUCCUUAGAUGGCAGUCCUCUCUCGUCAAUAAAUUUACAUCCACUUGGGUAUGAUAAAAGUGAACCAAGAAAACAGUUAAAGAGAGAAGAUGCGAUUCAAUCGAUAUCUCCGCCCAGUAAUAAUAGUGGCAAAUUAAGCGAGGAUGUCGAUUCCACAAAAGAAGUGCUAAUUAGUGGUGCGAUUACCAAUGAUAAUAAUUUAGCAAGUGACAAUGAUCACACUGAUAAAACUACUAUUGUACCUGAUGUUUCUGUCAUCCAAGAUGACCCUGUCGAAUCUUUAGAGGUUAGCGUUCCAGAUUCUACAACAAAUAUUACACGUAAGAAGAACUCUUUAACAAAAAUGAGUUCAGACGAAAUGGAUGUUGUGACUCCAUUCACAUCAGAUAAUAGUCAACAUUUGCCAGAAUCUAGCAAUAUUACUAAAUUGAUGCAUUCCGGGGAACUUCAUGAUGUAGUGCUUCCAACAAACGUGUCGCGCAGUAGCACAUCAGUCGUCCGUGGUGAGUGAGGACAUCUUCUAUUAUCAGAAUUCAAGGCCGUACUCGUUUAUUUUUUGAUUUGGAAUAAAUAAAUCAAGAUUAUUAUUGCGCACAAAAAAUUAAAACAGGGGAUGCACAAAUAUGCAAGCAAUGUUAAUUAUUUGUGAUAAACACAUCUAUUACUCAAAACAUUGUCUGUGUCAGAUAUUAGUAAGCACCAAACGUGUCUCAAUAAACUAAAAUGUCUUCAUCAAUUACUAAUUAUCAUAAUGUUAUUGAGCCGAAAAUAUUUUCCGCAAUCUACUUGCUCACACGUACCUGAGUGCCUACUAAACGAGUUUAUGGAAACAACAUUAUGCAUCUAAGUAAUCAUAAAUAUCUCGUAAAAUUUAAAACAGAGUGUGAUUAUACAGCAUGUUAUUUUAUAACUUGAUUAUUUUUAUAAUAUUGUAUAAUUUUUUUUAUAUAUUUCAUUAAACGUUUUUAUUUGUAUCUUGUACUAACUUAUUUUUAUUUAUAUGAAACAAGAUGUUAGAUUUACAAAUAAAUAAAUUUAUAUAGCGUAUCGUCUUUCUUUGAGGAGUUCCAACAAAAAUAUUAGACUGGCACCUUUCAAUCCCAAGGUUUAAUUAUCAUGCUAUAUGCGAUCCUGUAAAUUAAUUUAUAAAAGGCUACGCAGUUUAAUUAAAAUAAAAUAAUAAGUCUUAUAAUUAUAAGUACAUGAUGUUACUAGUAUCUGGCUGUUAUGAAAUUGCAACCAAGUAUCUGUGUAGAGAAAUGGGAUAAUCACUAAAGUUGUAUAUAAUUACAUAAGGAUAUGAAGUUAAAAUCUGAGAUAUUUAUGAACACUAUAGCUGCGUAGGAAUUUCUAAAUACAUGUUGAUAAAUAUGGAAUAUUUGGCAUAUGUGGUUAGAUAUAAUUGAGUGAGUAGCUUGCGUGCAAUAUUGUGUAUGUUAGAUGUUUUCAAUUAUUUUUAUAACUUAACUGCUGACAUGUAUCUGAUGCUGGCUGUACUUUGCGAUUAAACAUUUAUUAUAUAUAUCUAUAUACAUAUAUAUAAUUUAAAAAUA
This is a messenger RNA of Manduca sexta (tobacco hornworm), 3799 nucleotides long. RefSeq lists its product as uncharacterized. The transcript has 4 exons. The coding region runs from base 313 to 2757 and encodes 814 amino acids. The record is from RefSeq and is a predicted model, not a curated record. Lineage: Eukaryota; Metazoa; Arthropoda; Insecta; Lepidoptera; Sphingidae. Gene Ontology annotation, molecular function: calmodulin binding.